Malurus melanocephalus (red-backed fairy wren) is the source of this 1976-nucleotide messenger RNA. RefSeq names its product DNA polymerase epsilon 3, accessory subunit (gene POLE3). Gene Ontology annotation, molecular function: chromatin DNA binding; protein heterodimerization activity. Gene Ontology annotation, biological process: DNA damage response; leading strand elongation; heterochromatin formation. Gene Ontology annotation, cellular component: epsilon DNA polymerase complex; CHRAC. Bases 63 to 494 code for a protein of 143 amino acids. The record is from RefSeq and is a predicted model, not a curated record. Lineage: Eukaryota; Metazoa; Chordata; Aves; Passeriformes; Maluridae. The transcript is spliced from 5 exons.
GUGCCGCGGUGCUGGCCGGGAGCGGGCGGGGCGGUGGCGGAGCGCGGGCUGGGAGGCCCAGGAUGGCGGAGAGACCGGAGGACCUGAACCUGCCCAACGCCGUCAUCACCCGCAUCAUCAAGGAGGCGCUUCCUGAUGGAGUCAAUAUUUCCAAAGAAGCCCGGAGCGCGAUCUCCCGCGCAGCGAGUGUGUUUGUGCUGUAYGCAACAUCAUGUGCAAAUAACUUUGCCAUGAAGGGGAAGAGGAAAACCCUGAAUGCUGGAGAUGUGCUCUCUGCCAUGGAGGAGAUGGAGUUCCAGAGAUUCGUGGCCCCUCUGAAGGAGUCCCUGGAAGUUUACAGGCGUGAGCAGAAAGGAAAGAAAGAAGCCAGGAAAGAUAAAGACAAGAAGGCAGACUCAGAGGAGCAAGAUAAAAGCCGAGAGGAGGACAAUGAUGACGAUGAUGAAAGGAUGGAGGAGGAAGAACAAAACGAUGAGGAAGAGGUGGACAACUAAGCUUACUUGUGGGCAGGGGCUGGGUGUGUCCAGAGGGAUAUAAAGGCUGUAAAUCGACCUCAYUGUGUCCCUCAUGUUUCCAGUAGAGCUUUGUACUGCCUCUCUGUGGCCURUUCCUUUUGGCCUUUAAUUUGUACAUAAAGGACUUGUGCUGAAGCUUUUCCCGUGGCAGGGUGGCUCCUACCUGUGCCUGGGGGGCUUGACCCCUCCCCAGGCUCUGUGCAGGCAYUGACUGGGYUUUUGAUGCUGGGCUGRAAAGAGGGGAAAGAAGAACUGGUGRGUGCUCAGUGCAGAAGCUGGCCAGGAGAGCCUGAGAAACUCUUKCAUAUUGGGGUCUGAGUCCAGUAAAUCACUAAUAAAUCACUUGGGUGUAAAACACAGAUGAUGAUGUCAGGAGGCUGGGAAGCUGCACAUGGGAGCUCUUGAUCCAAGUGACUUGUUUUUUUUCCCUUUGUUCCCUUGCAUCCCGGCUGUGCCUUCUCCCCCUSCUGUACUGUGACAGUGACACUGUGUCCUUCAGCCUGAGCAGCAGCACAGUGUGGCUGCACAGGGAUCAUGAGUUCACUCACUGACUCACCCAAACUAACCCAAAUCCCCAAAACUCACAGUGCUGACAGUGUAAACUGAACCACGAGUGUCUUGGAAAGCCCUGAGACAGAGGAGAUUGAUUUAAAAUCUGAAGCACAUUGAGGGGCUGAAAUGAGGAGCAGUGCUGGGGUGUGACAGGUCAGUGGUGGCUCUGGGGUCUGGUGGUCUCACCUGUCCCCCUGCARAGCAGCAGCUCCUGCAGCACACUGAGAUGUGGUAGAACAGAGUGGUGAAUCGUGGGGGUUGUUUUUUUCCCCCUUUCCCAGCUGGAAUGAGCUAAUUCCAUCCAAGGUCCCUCUGUAGCCUUCACUGGUUAUCCCAGCUUCCAUAUCCCCAGCUGUGAUGGGCUCAGGGAGGGCAGCGAGGGCAGGACUUGUCCAUGCGGGAGGCUCCUGUGGUUUCAAAAAAAGGCUCCUGCAAGUAAGAAGGGUUGAAAGAAGCUCUUGGUAAACCUUGUGCUCAUGUAAAUUUGUGCUUUUCCAUUGGAACUGUUAGUUCUGAAGCCUUUCUCCCUCUGAAAGCUUUAGGUAUAUUUAAAAUCCCCAAGUUUUGAUGACAGGCAGUUUUAAAAUAGCACUUGUGAGGAAUCCUAAAAAAUGGUCACAGAGCUMCCCAGGAGAACCCCCCUGCCUUCCUGCUUUCCUAGCACCCUGGAUUUUCACACACACACAAGCCCUGCUCCUGAAAAGAACUGAACCAACACAGAUUUUCUGCUGUCUAGUUUCUGCUGGCAUUCAGUCAGGACAUGGAAAGCCUGAGCUGAUGAUGUCCUCAUCUCUGAUAAACACCCACCUGCCAGCCCUUUUUCCUUCUUUUUUUCUCUUCAGCACAUAUCUGGGGUGUGUAUUCCAGAAGGGAACAAGAUGUAAAUAAAAGCCAGAUUUUUUUUUUUUA